GACUGUGAGAAACUUCUUCCAGACCCAAACCCACACAUUCAUAUGGAGAUGUGGGACUAUAAAUAGGAGGGAUGAAGCCAGCAGAGAUCAGAUUCUCUCCACAGAGACUCAGACAGCACAGACAUCCAGACAUGGCUCCUACAAUCACUGCAGCCGUCACCAACAACCAGGAGCAUCUGACUCUCAACCACAAGCUCAGAAAGCCUCUGGUGGAGAAGCUUCGCAGAGAGCGAAUCAACAACAGCAUUGAGCAGCUCAAGUCUCUCCUGGCUCCAGAGUUCCUCCAACAGCAGCCAGACUCCAAGCUGGAGAAAGCAGACAUCCUGGAGAUGACCGUUUGUGUCCUCAGACGACUGCAGCAGCAGGAUCAGCGGCACACAAGACUGAUCAACCACUUCAACAAGCUGCAGUCUUCCUCUGACAACAACCUGACAGAGGAUGACUCCUCUCCUCUCAGCUCCACAGUCCACACCAGCAUCACCAAAGAGAAGAGUCCAGUCAACAGUGCCCUCUGGAGGCCGUGGUAG
This is a messenger RNA of Cheilinus undulatus (humphead wrasse), 527 nucleotides long. RefSeq names its product transcription factor HES-2-like. The record is from RefSeq and is a predicted model, not a curated record. Gene Ontology annotation, biological process: regulation of transcription by RNA polymerase II; anterior/posterior pattern specification; regulation of neurogenesis. The transcript is spliced from 2 exons. Gene Ontology annotation, molecular function: DNA-binding transcription factor activity, RNA polymerase II-specific; RNA polymerase II cis-regulatory region sequence-specific DNA binding; protein dimerization activity. Gene Ontology annotation, cellular component: nucleus. Bases 72 to 527 code for a protein of 151 amino acids. Lineage: Eukaryota; Metazoa; Chordata; Actinopteri; Labriformes; Labridae.